UGGUAACUAAGGUGAACCAAUUGAUCACGUUGAUGAGAGUUUUAAGUUUCUAAUUAAUUUAAACAACUUUUUCUCUUAAUUAAUUAUUUAAUUGUUACCUUAAUUAACAAUAUGACGUCUAUGUUAAUGUUCUAUCAUCUGGUUGUUGCCUCUAGUAUAUCAUGUCUUAAGUUUCUUUUAAUGCCAUCAUACUAUUCAACUGACUUUGAAGUCCAUCGAAAUUGGCUUGCCCUUACUUCCAGUAAACCAAUUUCUCAAUGGUAUUUUGAUACAACUUCAAAAUGGACAUUGGAUUAUCCUCCAUUGUUUGCUUGGUUUGAGAUGGGUCUCUCUUUGGUUGCUCCUUUAUUUGAUCCGAAGAUGUUGGUACUGUCAAAGAAACCUUACUCAAGCUAUUAUACUAUCUUCUACCAACGGUUAUCCGUCAUUGUUACUGAUUUGAUCUACAUUUAUGCGGCUUUCCAAUGGAUCAAACUACUCAGGAAGAAUAAAAAUCUUGCAAAAUAUAAGAUACGAGAUGAACUUUACCAUCCAGCAGUUAUACUCUCAUUUCUUUUACUCUGGAAUCCUGGUUUACUUAUAGUUGAUCAUAUUCAUUUUCAAUACAAUGGACUUUUGAGUGGCAUAUUUUUACUCUCUUUGGCUCGAAUGGCGGAAGAAAAGUUUCUAGAAUCAGCCUUCUGGUUCACUAUCCUUCUCAACAUGAAGCACAUUUACCUUUACGUUGCACCGGCUUAUUUUAUUUACCUGUUGCGAGUUUACUGUUUUGACAAAGAUCUCCAAUUUCUGCGUAACAAUUUUGUUAAAUUAUCAAGUAUUGUCGGGGGAAUCUUUAUCUUCUCUCUAGGACCAUUUAUUGUUAUGGGACAAUUGGGUCAACUUUUCAGUCGUCUCUUCCCUUUUGGUCGAGGCUUAACCCAUGCUUACUGGGCACCCAAUUUUUGGGCUCUCUACAAUGGAGUUGACAAAGUACUUUCCAUCUUAUUAUCUAAAAAGGUCGGAAGUGCUUCCAUGACCGGAGGUUUAGUACAACAAUAUCAACACACCGUCUUACCAAAUGUACCCCCUUUUGGCCCAACGUUAAUCUCAUUUUUAUCCAUGUUGCCUAUUCUUACUCUUUUGUGGAAAAAGUGUGACCAACAAGGACACUCUCCAACACUUUUCAUUCGUUCAGUAAUUUUAUGUGCCUUCUCAUCUUUCAUUUUUGGCUAUCAUGUUCAUGAGAAAGCAAUUCUUAUGAUAAUCUUACCUUUAACACCUUUGGCCUUGAUCUCACCAAUGGAUGCCAAUAUCUUCUUCAUGCUUUCAACAAUUGGCACCUAUUCUCUUUUCCCGCUUCUCUUUAAAACCGGUGAAACGCCGACCAAAAUUUGUCUCCUUCUCCUCUUUACCAUCUACUGUUACCAAGCAUUAACGAAGGUUAAUUUCCAAGAUAAACAACAAUCAGCGAGCUUACUCUUACCUAAAUUAGAUUUACUCUUCCUCCUUGGAAUACCUUUCCUUCAAAUCUACCAAACAUUUGGCCCUUAUUUCAUCCCAUUCUAUUCAAGUUUACCCUUCUUACCCUUACUUCUUACCUCAAUUUACUGUGCCUUGGGUGUAAUGUAUCUCUAUGUGAAAAGUUACCUGUCAACCUACAAAUUACGUAACAUUGAAGAGUUUUAAAAGGAAAAACAUCAUAGUCAUUAAAAUGGUAAAACAAUCAAGGAUCUACAAUCUGAUCAAUCUGGUGUUAUCAACUAAUAAUUUACUAUACCGAUUGUUUAAUCACACUGCCUUGCAAUACAAUGAUAUUGACUAAUUGCGAUAUAAUUAUUAACACAUUAUUAAUUACAAUUAGUGGGCAUCUCUAAUGAAAACUGAUACUCUAUAAGAGAUUCAACAAAUUUACCAAUCAUCAAAUUUGCCACCUUAAUGAUUAGUUAUCGACUAAUAAUUAGCUUAAUUAGCUUAAUUGUCCCUCCAAAUAUCCUUUUUCCUUUAGUACAUGUACCAACAAUUGAGACAAAAGUUUGAUUUUUAAAAAUUUAUUAUCGGUCAAAUGAGCAAUUGUUAACCAUACUCUCUCUCUCUCUCUCUCUCUCUCUCUCUCUCUCUCUCUCUCUCUCUCUAAUUAGUUACACUUUAAUUAACAAAUUACUCUCUAAAAUCUAAAUACGGUCAAGGUAAAUUAAUGUGAUUACCAAUUAAAACCACAAAUUAGCUCAUAUCUCACCCUUCAUAUCUUCAUACCAAGAACAACAAUUAACUCACAAUUAUCACCAAUCAUAAAACCAUUACUAAUCCAUAAUUGUAAUCAACUAUAAGAAGUCAAUAAUCAUUUUGUAAAUUGUUAACCAACAAUCAAACUUUAAAUAACCUUUGCAAUAAACAAAAUCCAAUCAUCUAUG
Molecule: messenger RNA, 2390 nt
Organism: Panonychus citri (citrus red mite)
Lineage: Eukaryota; Metazoa; Arthropoda; Arachnida; Trombidiformes; Tetranychidae
Gene: xit
Product: probable dolichyl pyrophosphate Glc1Man9GlcNAc2 alpha-1,3-glucosyltransferase
Exons: 3
Coding region: 112-1665 (517 amino acids)
Biological process (GO): protein N-linked glycosylation
Cellular component (GO): endoplasmic reticulum membrane
Molecular function (GO): dolichyl pyrophosphate Glc1Man9GlcNAc2 alpha-1,3-glucosyltransferase activity
Source: RefSeq, a predicted model, not a curated record